Messenger RNA from Closterium sp. Naga37s-1, 1326 nucleotides. The record is from the annotation of a GenBank genome assembly. Lineage: Eukaryota; Viridiplantae; Streptophyta; Zygnematophyceae; Desmidiales; Closteriaceae.
AUGCGUCUCGAGGCCGACGUCCGUCGGCUGAAGGAGUUGGCCAAGACGCAAGAAAGGCAGUUGGCACAGCACCGGGAGACGUUGUCGGAGAUGAUGGGCAGCGCGGACGAGACCCAAGCCAGUUUUGAACGGGCAUUGAGGACCAUGAACCGCCUUGUGACCCGCGUCGAAGAAUCGGAUAAGAGCGGAUGCAAGGAUGUUGCUAACGCGGUCCAGGAGAUACGCGUGGAGAGGGCGAACGCGACCUCGCAAAGGGAGACGGCGGCGCUCACACGUGCACGCGUUGAGGCCGCAGUGGUGGAGUUGAAGUUCAUGAUAUUUUCCGCGAUCAACACUGCCGCGGAGCGGACCCGCGCGGAGGUUUGGCAGAAGCUCGUCGGCUUAGAAAACUUUGUUGCGAACGCGGCGGAGCGUGGUGCGAGCGCGGGGGCUAUGAUACUGAGGACCGUGAUGGGAUCCUUCGCGGGUAACUCUGGGCCUGCUGCCGGCCCCGAGCAGCCUGCGGGUCGGAUUCCCACACCCGGAGCUGGUCCAGCGGCUGACACGAACCUCCCGCUGAUCCUAUCAGGAGGUGGUGAGUCUGCGCGUCAGGAGAAGUGCACUGUACCGCAGGGUGCCGAAGGCGAGGCUGGGAACCGCGCGAAGAGAUCGAAGGCUGCGGGAAAAGAUUCCUCUACCGCGGGUGCUGCUGUGAAGGACGGUGGAGUUGCGGCUGCGAGGCUGGCCUUUGCAGAGGGCAAGAACGAGGGGACAGUAGAAAUUUCAGACGACGAGGAUGCGGAAGCAAUGGACUCGCGGAAAAGGUUUUUUGCGGCUUGGGCGGCGGCGAAAGCAGCUGGUCGUGGGAGUGCAAAUGCCAAGGACCCGAAGGAGCAGCUGUGCAUCGAGACGGGGGCUGAGCAGGGGGGACAUAAGAAUGUUGCGGCCACACAGACGCCGAUGGUCGGAGUCCGCUUUACUCCAGGGAACAAAAACUCGUUCUCGAUUGAGCUUCAUCACGAUGGGGCUCACUUCUAUCUCGGCUCGUUUGCGCGUGCUGUGUCUGCCUGCUACUUGUCUGCCGUGGCACAGACCAUGUGGCACAACCAGGUUCAGAGAGUUGAGUUGGUGCUCACGGAUCAAGAGGAAGCCAAGUGGGAAGAUGAUCUGGAGCUGGCGCGGAAGGGGACGCGUGGGAAGGGCAAAAAUGGGGACCCGGGCGAGAAGGAUGAGAAGAGCGAGAAGGAUGAGAAGAAGGGCGAGGAGGCGGAGCACAGUGAUGGGGAAGACAAGGAUGACGACACAUUAAUGCUGGAGGGAUCAGAGGCUCACGAUGAGUUGGCCUGA